This is a messenger RNA of Spea bombifrons (plains spadefoot toad), 2410 nucleotides long. RefSeq lists its product as uncharacterized. The transcript has 5 exons. The record is from RefSeq and is a predicted model, not a curated record. The coding region runs from base 218 to 2410 and encodes 730 amino acids. NCBI's taxonomy places the organism in Eukaryota, Metazoa, Chordata, Amphibia, Anura, Pelobatidae.
UCUCUAUUGAGUUUCUCAUUCAUUGUAAAAAUGUGUGAAAGGAAUUUGUGCUCAGAAAGACGGACUGCAUCCAUAGUCCAAACAAGUCAAAGAGACUGUCUCUGCUACAAGUGUGCAUUGAGCAGAAGAUGAAGUUUUCAGGAUGCCCCUCAAGAUGAACAAAUAUCUUUCCACAACUGGAUAUAUAACUGAGUUUUGACAAAUUCAAGCUGAGGAAAUGGCAGAUCUAAAACAGAUGAAAACUUCCUUCCUCUUCAUCCAGCUGCAGUCACCAAGCAAAUGUGCUGAGCGUUCGCAGAAGGCGUACAGUUUGGCAGAGCCAAGAACUUUAUUUGCUGUGAGUAGAGCAGCAUGUGACACACAGAGGCCAGAUUCCCCUGGAAGAGAAGACACGCAGCCUGUGUGCAGCAACUUGAAGCCACAAUCUGGGGCAUAUUAUACAAAAGGGCCUGCUAUUCUUGGGAAUGAAAAAACACAGCCUAUCUGCUGCAACUUUAUUAGACAUACAGGAGCAUAUAACAACCAGGGAACAGCUUAUCCUGGCAGAGGAAAUGCACGGUUUGCCUGUGGCAACAUAACGUCACAACCGUGUGAAACAAGAACGUGUGCUGGGACACAAGGUACACAACCCAAGUGUGGUGACUUCACAAGACAAGCAGGCAAUCAUGCCAAAAAGGAUGCAGCUUAUAUAGAGAGAGGAUACACUCAGUCCGCCUGUGGAGGCUCAAAGUCCCAACCAAGUAUAUGUAACAUAGAUAGACAAGCUUAUCCUGUGGAUGGAUGGUGUAACCCUGGGACAGAACGUCUACAACCAUCUUGCUGUGAUUUAAGGGCUUCAAGGGGAAAAUAUGUGAAGAAAAAUCCAAGUUGUUAUCAGAGAAACACACAGCCUCCCUGUAGUGACAUUGCGACACAGACAAGCUCUGCGCUCCUCCCUACCGAUACUGCAUUCUCACAUUUAAACAAUUGCAAAAAGGGAUACCCUAGUGCUGCCUGUGCGUAUGUUGUGCCACUUGUCAAAUCCACUGAUAAGCCCCUCCUCUACGACAUGGGUAAAAAACUGAAAGAAGAAGUUGCGGAUGACAACCACAAAGCUGCCCCAGAGCCAAGUAAAGUUAUUUCGUGUACUAAUUCUUCUCCGUCCUCCUGUCACCGUUAUGUUUCAAGUAGUUGGAAUGCCAUGGAUCACCAGUCAGGUAUAAAGGAGGAGAGGGUCUGGUGGAAAGUAGAAGUGUGUAAGCCCACUGUGGUGAAAACACCUCUCCUUCUGAAAAGUCCAGAGCGGAAAACAUUCCGUGAUGCCGUGGUAGAAAAAUCAUCCAGAUUAACAGGAUACACCGGCAGAACCGAGGGACAGCUACUGGCUACUAGCUAUGCUAUGACUGUAACCACUGCCAGCCCUGUCAAGCUGCAAAAGGCGGAGAGGUAUGUUUGGGUUAGUAGCACAUCGGCUCACUCGCAGAAUGUUGCCAAAGCAAAGUAUCAGUUUUUGUUUGGCGAGCCCAUGGAAUCCACACGUGAUAAUGCAUCAGAAGUUGAUGACCCUGGAAACACAAGAUUACUCCCACAGGCAGCUAGUGUCACCAAUGAGUUCCCAGAGUAUGGGACAACAGAGCACAGAGAGAAUGACUGCCUUGGAACUGGAUAUUUAAGUGAACCAACGCCAUGCUUGGGAGAACUGAAAGAACCAGUAAUGGAGAAAGAAAAUUUGUCUGUAAAGUCUGAACCAUGUGAGAAGGAAAAUCAGAAGAGCCAGAUGGAACAUUUCAUUAGUGACUGUGUAGACACUAACGGCUCCUCAAAGCCUUUCAUGUCAUCGGGAGAAACCGAACCAAAGGUCUGGCCAGAUGACGAUUCUAGUCGUGGCCAACCAUCUGUACAUGAGGGGAACACACUGGAUAGUUCUAAAGCCAAUCAUAGUUUAUUUGACCAAGUUAAAGACCUGGUGGUUCCAAGCCAAGAGAAAGUAUCCCAACCUCUUAUUACAGCAAUGGUCCCCACAGAAAGGAAAUCUUAUUUAUAUGUCGAAAAAGAAUUGGCUGCAAUUUCUGAAGAAGAAACAAUAUCUUUAUCAGAAUCCUCACUGUCACAAAUUACAGAGAUUGUAGAUUUUCCAAAAUCACAACAUUCUAAUAUUCCAGUUUCAGAUAGUAACAUCCCCAUGGGGGAUGUAAGCCCUAUCCUGAGGAAUGGUGCUAGGAACAAUACUUUUGGGUCCUUUCAAGUAGAAUCUACUGAAAAUGCUGCUAUACCUAGUGGAGAUGUUUCAAUGGUACACUUGGAAACAGAAGUUUCAGGCAAACCAUUUUCUUCAACAAUGGAUGGGUUGCAAAAAGAUUCACUUUUAUCCACAGAUACUAGUACUGUGUCAGGAGUGGUUCUGAGACAUUUCAUGAGCUCGAUGGAGUAG